Messenger RNA from Endocarpon pusillum Z07020, 846 nucleotides. RefSeq lists its product as uncharacterized. Bases 1 to 846 code for a protein of 281 amino acids. Gene Ontology annotation, molecular function: hydrolase activity. NCBI's taxonomy places the organism in Eukaryota, Fungi, Ascomycota, Eurotiomycetes, Verrucariales, Verrucariaceae. The record is from RefSeq and is a predicted model, not a curated record. The transcript has a single exon.
AUGUCGUGCCCUGACUGCUUCAAGGGUGCAGUCCAUGACCAUGCCGGCGAGGCUCAAGGUAGUAUGGAGAGGAUGUACGGUUAUCCCUGUUACAUAGCCUCAGCCCCUGCUACCUCUCAUUCUAAAUCUACAAUCAUAUUCCUCUGCGACGCCUUCGGCCUGAACCUGAUCAACAACAAGCUCCUCUGCGACAGAUUUGCCGCCGAAACCGGCUUCCGCGUCAUUGCUCCGGACAUUAUCCCAGGUGGACCUGCUCCUGUGAGUUUGAUGGCUGAUAUGGAGAGUAUCAUGGCGCAAACAGUCCCCUGGUGGGAUGUCUGGGGACAAUUGAAGAGGAUUGUCACGUUCUUGCGGGUUGUGUCUGUGUUUGGUCCUUUCCUGAUUAGAUCAGGCCCUGCGACGGGCUAUCCCCUUUGCCUCAAGUUUGCCCCCGCAAAGCUCGGCGUUGCAGGAUUCUGCUGGGGUGGGUAUUCUUCAACCAAUCUGUGCAAGGAUCCAGCAGUGGAGGGUGGAACGGAAAGGUUGAUGGAUGCGCAGUUCUGUGGCCAUCCCUCUGGGCUGAGCGCGCCGAAGAUGGUCGUUGACGCUAUUAAGACGUUUCACACUCCCUAUAGUAUGGCCAUUGGGGACAGCGACAUAGCAUACAGCGAGAAGAAGGUGCUCGAGACGCAGGCGGCACUGAGGCAGACAGUGGGUAUGCCGGAAGAGAGUGACUAUGAGAUCAGGAUAUAUGGGGGGCGCAAGCACGGUUUCACUGUCCGGGCAUUGCCUGGCGACAAAGAGGCUAUGAUGGCAAUGGAGGAGGCCAGAGAACAGGCUGUGGAUUGGUUCAAAAGAUAUUUAUGA